This is a messenger RNA of Oppiella nova, 425 nucleotides long. The record is from the annotation of a GenBank genome assembly. Lineage: Eukaryota; Metazoa; Arthropoda; Arachnida; Sarcoptiformes; Oppiidae.
AUAAUACUGAUCACGAGGGCAACGAGAGAUUAACAGAUGUGAUGAUCGCUCUUAUGAUGUCUGAGAAGAAAUUGGGGCCAAAAGUCUACGGACUCUUCGAAAGCGGACAAAUCCAGAAAUAUUACCAGCACCGAUGUUUUCGUGUUGACGAACAAAAGGAUCCAAAAUUGGUACAAGAAUUGGCCCAAAAGUUGGCGAGAAUUCACUCAACAGUGGUCCCCAUAAAGAAGGACUCAAAAUGGAUGUUCAGUUUUUUCGACAAUUCCUAUAGCGAUGCCAACAAACGCUUUGAUUUGAAGUCAUUGUACGAAGAGUGCAAUUGUGAGACAUUGAAAACACAUGACUUGAUACAGGAGUUAGAAUGGCUUAAGGAGACUAUCAUUAAAACUGAUUCUCCGGUGACUUUCACUCACAUAGACUUCAGA